This is a messenger RNA of Gossypium arboreum, 1638 nucleotides long. RefSeq lists its product as uncharacterized. The transcript has 3 exons. The record is from RefSeq and is a predicted model, not a curated record. The coding region runs from base 1 to 1638 and encodes 545 amino acids. Lineage: Eukaryota; Viridiplantae; Streptophyta; Magnoliopsida; Malvales; Malvaceae.
AUGACGUAUAGGGAGAUGUAUCAGAACCUAUUCAAUGCGCAUGUAGUGUCUCUCUUUUAUUUAAAGUCAAUGCAACCCCUAUAUCCCAAAUGGUAUGACGCAAAUGCUCAGUGUGAAUACCACGCUGGAAUCACUGGGCAUUCCAUUGAAAAUUGUACUGUGUUCAAAAAGUUAAUUGAAAGAUUUAUUAAAAUAGGGUUUGUAAAGUUUGAUGACUCUUCCACACCAAAUGUAGCAGAAAACCCGUUACCCAACCACAUUGACCAAGGGGUAAACGGGAUAAACGAAGGCGGGAGGAAGAGGGUGAAACAGGAGGUUGUAGAAGUCAAAACCCCAUUGAAGUGGGUAUGGAAGGAGAUGGUUAAGAGAGGAUCGAUCGUAUUGGAUUCAAAAGAAGAAUCUGAGGAAAAGAGGAACUACUGUGAGUUCCACAAUGAAGCGGGGCAUGAAAUCCAAGAGUGUGGAGAGUUCAGGGCCAUAGUGCAAGAUAGGAUAAACAACAAAGAAAUGAAGUUUUACGAAGAGGUCAAAAGCCCCAAAGAGGGAAAUAUAUGCGCGUUAGAAGGGGAAUCGAUGACGCAGAUCCAAAAAGUCAAUUACCAAGUAGUUAUUUUUUCAAGACUUAAAAAUAAUGAAGCGGGAGCACGAAUGCCACCAAAAGUCAUAAUCCAAAAACCUAUAGUCUUUUUCUAUAAAGACAGCAAGAGGGUUCCAUGGAAUUAUUACUGUAAUGUGACGAUCUCGAGAAAGGAGAACCUAGCUAACGCUUCAAAAGAGGACCAAGGUGUGGAUUCAUAUACGCGUAACAGAAGGUGGUACGAUUCAGAAAGUAAGAAAGCAAAACCUGCAAAAGGAAAAGCCAUAAUGGUCAAACAGAAGAAGAAAAGAACAACCAGACCUGAACCCCCUGUUAACAAGCCGGUAAAUGAAGAGGAGGCAAAAAAAUUUCUAAAGUUUCUAAAGCAUAGCGAGUACAGUGUCGUAGAGCAGUUGCGUAAACAACCAGCUCAUCGCUUGGUUAGCAACAUAAGCACUGAUAACUUCAUCUUCUUCAAUGAUGAUGAAAUACUACCCGGUGGCAUGGGAUCAACUAAGGCUCUACACAUCACCACCUGCUAUAAAGGGUAUACACUACUGGUGGUAUUGAUUGACAAUGGAUCGACUCUGAAUGUCCUACCAUUAUCCACAUUGAACAGGUUGCCCGUGGAUAGCUCUCAUAUGAAAGCCUGUCAAAAUAUAGUGAAGACGUUCGAUGGCACAGAGAGAAGGGCCCUGGAUACAUUCUGUAGGGGCAGUGCCUUCAUCACUCCACCAAAAGUUGAAAUUGGUACAGAAGGUCGGCUGGUGACGAUAAAUGCUGAGGAGGACAUCAUCGCAGCAGUGACCAGUGACAUUCCAUAUCUUGAGGCAAACGAUGAAGCAACCAAAUGCUCCUUUCGAUCUUUGAAAUUUAUGAAUGCAACAUUUAUCACUGAAGGGAAUAGGAUCCCAAUGCCUAAGAUAUCCAAGACUACAAGAAUGGGCUUGCAGCUAACUAUUAGGAAAGGGGCCUUACCAAAAAGAGGACUCGAGAGACACCUCCAAGGAAGGGUUGAGGCACUGAUAUUGAAGGACAAACAAGACCGCUUAGGCUUAUGA